Molecule: messenger RNA, 15277 nt
Organism: Chinchilla lanigera (long-tailed chinchilla)
Lineage: Eukaryota; Metazoa; Chordata; Mammalia; Rodentia; Chinchillidae
Gene: Dnah5
Product: dynein, axonemal, heavy chain 5
Exons: 79
Coding region: 690-14498 (4602 amino acids)
Biological process (GO): microtubule-based movement
Cellular component (GO): dynein complex
Molecular function (GO): dynein light intermediate chain binding; dynein intermediate chain binding; ATP hydrolysis activity
Source: RefSeq, a predicted model, not a curated record
CCUUAUGUCCCUGCUGGACACUGCUGGCCCGGCUGAGAGGAGUUUGCAGAUGGGGAAUACAGCGUGCUCCUCUGGAAAGUCCUGUACGGCGAAGUUCCUUGGGCGUCAUGUCAGACAGGCGGGCAGUGUUUAGUGUUUUGUCACCUCCGGGUUAAAACUCCAGGUUAAACAUUCCCACUGAAGACUAAGAAGAAACAGCAGUGAACAUGCCGGACAACAAAGCGACGAGAGGAAUCUAACUUUAAUUCCAGGCUGUGGGAAACUGGGCAAACUGGAGUGGAAACCCUCUAAAUUCUGCUUUUGAGUUUUCUUUUUCUCCUGAAGCCAGAGACACUUAAUCCAAGUAACUGGAUGUGGCUACAGAUGGUGCUGGCUAACGGAAACCCGACGGAGAGCGGGAGCGAUGGCCUGCAGGCCGGGCUGCAGCUCUGGGCUUUCCUCUGGUCCGCACCGCCGCGCAGCCCCGGGCCGGAAAGGGGGGAGCAGCUGGGUCCAGGCGGAGCAUCACGCGUCGCCAUGGCAACGCCGGGCGCCGCAAACAGCCGGGAGAGCCCGAGGACGCGCGGCCCAAGUGUACUCCGCGGACAGCGCGGGCCGGCACGGCGGCGGCGGCGGCGGCGGCGCCGGGGACCCCGGCCAGAUCGUGGAAACCGCGGCUCGAGUCCCCGCGGAGAGCGCCGCGCAGCGCCAUGGAGAAGCCGCAAAGACUAAAGGAAGAGAAGGAAGCCAAGCGGGCUCAUUUGGACGGCAGACAUGAUUACUUAUUCGCAAUUGUAGCUUCCUGUUUGGACCUGAACAAAAGUGAAGUGGAAGAUGCAAUUCUUGAGGGGAAUCAGAUUGAACGAAUUGAUCAACUUUUUACUGCUGGAGGUCUCCGUCACCUUAUGUUUUACUAUCAGGAUGUGGAGGUAGCAGAAACAGGAAAAGUUGGUGCACCAGGAGGGGUGACUCUUGUGUCUGGAAAGGUUAAAAAACCUAAGGUGUUUGUGACUGAGGGAAAAGAUGUCGCUCUUUUGGGAGUCUGUGUGUUUUUCAUUCGGGUUGAUUCUUCCAAGGCCAUCACACCCGAAAACAUCCACCGGGAGGUGAGCUUUAACAUGUUAGAUACUGCAGAUGGGGGCCUGCUAAAUAGUGUGAGAUGUUUGCUUUCGGACGUCUUUAUACCCGCUCUCAGGGCCUCUAGUCAUGGCUGGGGUGAGCUCGAGGGUCUUCAGGAUGCACCUAGCAUUCGUCAGGAGUUCCUGAACUCUCUGGAAGGCUUUGUGAGUGUCCUGUCUGGUGCACAGGAGAGUUUGAAGGAGAAGGUAAACCUUCAAAAAUGUGACAUAUUGGAACUGAAAACCCUGAAGGAACCUGUGGACUACUUGAUGUUAGCUAGUAACCCUGAGAUUUUGGAAAAAGUAGAAGAUUGUAUGAAAGUGUGGAUCAAACAGACAGAACAGGUGCUUGCUGAAAACAAUCAGUUGCGGAAGGAGGCAGAUGAUGUUGGUCCCCGAGGAGAGCUGGAGCACUGGAAGAAAAGACUUUCCAAGUUUAACUACCUCGUGGAUCAAUUGAAAAGCCCUGAUGUGAGGGAUGUGUUGGCUGUACUAGCUGCCGCCAGGUCCAAGCUUUUGAAGACUUGGCGGGAGACGGAUGUUCGAAUCACUGAUGCUGCUAAUGAAGCAAAGGACAAUGUCAAAUAUUUGUACACUCUUGAGAAAUGCUGUGACCCGCUGUACAGCAAUGAUCCUAUAUCCAUGAUUGAUGCGAUUCCUACACUUAUAAGUGCAAUUAAAAUGAUCUACAGUAUCUCUCAGUACUAUAACACGUCAGAGAGGGUUACGUCUCUAUUUGUAAAGGUGACAAAUCAGAUGAUAUCCGCAUGUAAGGCCUAUAUUACCAAUGACGGAGCUGCAUCCAUCUGGAGCCAGCCACAGGAUGUUGUCGUGGAAAAGAUAUUGUCUGCAAUUAAACUUAAGGAGGAAUACCAGCGCUGCUUUCACAAGACAAAACAAAGACUCAGACAAAAUCCAAGUGAAAAACAAUUUGAGUUUAGCGAGAUGUAUAUUUUUGGCAAAUUUGAAACUUUCCACCGACGCCUUGCCAAGAUAAUGGACAUCUUUACCACCCUCAAAACAUACUCAGUCUUACAGGACUCUAACAUUGAAGGACUGGAUGAUAUGGUCACUAAGUACCAGUACAUCAUUACAACCAUAAAGAAAAAGGAGUAUAACUUCUUAGACCAGAAGAAAAUGGAUUUUGAUCAGGAUUAUGAAGAGUUUUGCAAGCAGACUAAUGACCUUCAUAACGAAUUACAGAAGUUCAUGGAUAUUUCAUUUGAAAAGAUUCAAGACACAAAUCAAGCAUUAAGUAUGUUAAAAAAAUUUGAAAGGUUGGAUAUACCUAAUCUCGGUAUUGAUGAUAAAUACCGACUGAUCCUUGAGAACUAUGGUGCUGACAUUGAUAUGAUUUCAAAGCUGUAUAUGAAGCAGAAGCAUGAUCCUCCUUUGGCUCGAGACCAGCCUCCCAUUGCUGGGAAGAUCUUGUGGGCCCGACAGCUCUUCCACAGAAUCCAGCAACCCAUGCAGCUCUUCCAAGAGCACCCAACUGUGCUGAGGACGCCUGAAGCGAAGCCUGUAAUUCGCAGUUACAACAGGGUGGCCAGGGUCCUCCUGGAGUUUGAGGUUCUCUACCACAGGGCAUGGCUUCAACAGAUCGAAGGAAUUCACAUAGGUUUGGAGGCUUCUUUACUGGUGAAGGCGCCUGGCACAGGGGAACUGUUUGUGAACUUUGAUCCUCAGAUAUUAAUAUUAUUCAGAGAAACAGAGUGCAUGUCACAGAUGGGUCUGGAAGUCUCACCGUUUGCAGCUACCCUCUUCCAGAAACGGGAUACAUACAAAAAGAAUUUCAGUAACAUGAAGAUGAUGCUGGCCGAAUACCAGAGAGUGAAGUCACAAAUCCCCCCUGCUGUCGAGCAACUGAUGGUCCCUCAUUUGGCUAAAGUGGAUGAAGCACUUCAGCCUGGCUUGGCUGCCCUGACCUGGACAUCACUGAAUAUUGAGUCGUAUUUAGAAAACACUUUUGCAAAGAUCAAGGACCUAGAGCUGCUGCUGCACCGGGCCCGCGACUUGAUUGAGUUCCGCAUCGAUGCCGUCCUGGAGGACAUGGGCAGCAUCCCGCUUUGUCAGCUCCCCCAGGUGGAGCCGCUUGCCUGUGAAGAGUUUCUCCAAAUGACAAAGGACCUUUGUGUAAAUGGUGCUCAGAUACUAUACUUUAAAAGCUCAUUAGUAGAGGAAGCAGUCAAUGAGCUAAUAAACAUGUUGCUGGAUGUGGAAGAAAAUGAAAAAGCAUCUAAUGAGCAUAAUGUUGAUUCAAAAACCAAAACCUCAGCAAAAAGGGAAGAAGGAAGUCCUGAUGCCGUGACAUCGUCUCCUAAUUCUGGGGGUGGCCCCUUGCCCUCCCCAGCAGUCACAAGAAAGAAGAAAGAGACCGAGAUGUUAGAGGAGGAAGCCUGUGAGCUGCUGUCUCAUUUCAACCAUCAGAACGUGGAUGCUCUUCUGAAAGUUACAAGGAAUACGCUAGAGGCCAUUCGCAAGCGCAUCCAUUCCUCCCGCUCGAUCAGCUUCCUGGACAGCAACAAUGCAUAUAAGGUGAAGCAGAACAAUAUCCCUAUCUUCCGGGCAAGCAUCACUUUGGCCAUUCCCAACAUUACCAUGGUGCCUGCCCUGGAAGACAUACAGCAGACUCUGAAUAAAGCUGUGGAGUAUAUCAUCAGUGUCCCCAAGGGAGUCCGACAGUGGAGCAGUGAGCCAGUGUCCAAGAAAAAGAUGCAUGAAAGAAAAAUGGCUGCUUUGCAGGAUACUGAAGACAGUGAUUCUGAGAUGGGAGAGAAUGAACCUCAAGAUACCUUGGAGGCAGCAUCUGUAAACUUACCCAUUCCUGUGCAAACCAAGAACUAUUAUAAGAAUGUUUCUGACAACAAAGAGAUUGUGAAAUUGGUCUCCGUGCUUAGCACCAUCAUCAAUUCCACCAAAAAGGAAGUUAUUACAUCCAUGGAUUGCUUCAGACACUACAAUCAUAUUUGGCAAAAGGAAAAAGAAGAAACCAUUAUGACAUUUAUUAUGCAAAACCCUUUGCUUUCUGAGUUUGAGUCCCAGAUUCUUUAUUACCGGAACCUGGAGCAGGACAUUAAUGCUGAGCCUGAGUAUAUCUGUGUGGGUUCCAUUGCGCUGUACACAGCUGACUUGAAGUUUUCCCUGACUGCUGAAAUAAAAGCCUGGAUGGUUGUCAUUGGCCGCCACUGUAACAAAAAAUACAGGAGUGAGAUGGAAAACAUUUUUACUCUCAUUGAAGAAUUCAAUAAGAAACUGAACCGCCCAAUUAAGGAUCUAGAUGAUAUUCGGAUUGCAAUGGCUGCCCUGAAAGAAGUCAGGGAUCAGCAAAUCCUUGUUGAUUUUCAAGUAGGACCCAUCGAGGAAUCUUAUGCCCUGCUUAACAAAUAUGGACUUCUGAUAGCAAAGGAAGAGAUGGACAAAGUGGACACCUUGCGCUAUGCUUGGGAGAAGCUCCUGGCACGUGCCAGUGAGGUCCAGAAUGAAUUAGUCUCCCUGCAGCCCAGUUUCAGGAAGGAGCUUAUUGGUACCGUGGAGGUCUUUCUCCAAGACUGCCACCAGUUUUAUCUGGAUUAUGAUUUGAAUGGUCCUAUGGUGAGUGGCUUGAAUCCCCAGGAAGCCAGUGAUAGGCUUAUGAUGUUUCAGAAUCAGUUUGAUAAUAUCUAUCGGAAAUACAUCACCUAUACCGGAGGAGAGGAACUUUUUGGUCUUCCAGUUACACAGUAUCCUCAGCUUCUUGAAAUAAAAAAACAGUUAAAUCUUCUACAGAAAAUAUACACUCUGUACAACAGUGUCAUAGAGACUGUAAAUAGUUAUCAAGAUACUCUUUGGUCAGAAGUGAAUAUCGAGAAAAUCAACAGUGAACUCUUGGAAUUCCAGAACAGGUGUCGGAAGCUGCCCCGGGCAUUGAAGGACUGGCAGGCUUAUUUGGACUUGAAAAAGACUAUUGAUGACUUCAGCGAGUGCUGCCCCCUACUGGAAUACAUGGCCAGUAAAGCCAUGAUGGACAGGCACUGGGAGAAGAUCACUGUUCUCACGGGGCGCAGUCUGGACGUGGGGAAUGAAGCUUUUAAGUUAAGAAACAUCAUGGAGGCUCCUCUUCUGAAAUACAAAGAAGAAAUAGAGGACAUCUGUGUUAGUGCCGUCAAAGAGAGAGACAUUGAACAAAAGUUGAAGCAAGUGAUUAAUGAAUGGGACAACAAAACCUUCACAUUUGCCAGCUUUAAAAGCCGUGGAGAACUCCUCCUGAGAGGGGACAGUACCUCCGAAAUCAUCGCCAACAUGGAGGACAGCUUGAUGUUGCUGGGUUCUCUCCUGAGCAACAGAUACAAUAUGCCAUUCAAAGCCCAGAUUCAAAAAUGGGUACAGUACCUUUCCAACUCAACCGACAUCAUCGAGAACUGGAUGACCGUGCAGAACUUGUGGAUUUAUCUAGAAGCUGUCUUCGUGGGAGGAGACAUUGCCAAGCAGUUGCCCAAGGAAGCCAAGUGCUUUUCCAAUAUAGAUAAAUCUUGGGUAAAGAUCAUGACUCGAGCACAUGAAAUGCCCAGCGUGGUGCAGUGCUGCGUCGGAGAUGAGACCAUGGGGCGGCUGUUACCACACUUGUUGGACCAGUUGGAGAUAUGCCAGAAAUCUCUCACUGGAUACUUGGAGAAAAAACGGCUGUGCUUUCCUCGAUUCUUCUUUGUCUCAGAUCCUGCUCUCCUGGAGAUCCUGGGGCAGGCGUCUGACUCCCACACCAUACAAGCCCAUUUGCUGAAUGUGUUUGACAACAUUAAAACUGUCAGGUUCCAUGACAAGAACUAUGAUCGCAUUCUGUCAGUUUCCUCUCGAGAGGGUGAGACCAUUGAGUUGAACAAACCUGUUAUGGCAGAGGGCAACGUGGAAGUCUGGCUAAAUUCUCUCUUGGAGGAAUCUCGGUCCUCGUUACAUCUUGUAAUUCGCCAGGCAGCUGCAAAUAUUCAAGAAACAGGUUUCCAACUGAUUGAAUUUCUUUCUUCUUUUCCUGCUCAGGUUGGGUUAUUAGGGAUUCAAAUGAUAUGGACACGGGAUUCUGAAGAAGCUCUUAGAAACGCCAAAUUUGAUAAAAAAAUCAUGCAGAAAACCAAUCAGUCUUUCCUGGAACUACUUAACACACUGAUAGACAUCACCACAAAAGAUCUGAGCUCCAUGGAACGAGUUAAAUAUGAGACUUUGAUUACUAUUCAUGUGCACCAAAGAGAUAUCUUUGAUGACCUGUGUCAUAUGCAUGUCAAGAGCCCUACGGACUUUGAGUGGCUGAAACAGUGCAGAUUUUAUUUUAAUGAAGAUUCUGACAAGAUGAUGAUUCACAUCACAGAUGUGGCUUUCACAUACCAGAAUGAAUUUUUAGGCUGCACUGACAGGCUUGUCAUAACUCCACUCACAGACAGGUGUUACAUCACGCUGGCUCAAGCCCUGGGGAUGAGCAUGGGGGGUGCCCCUGCCGGACCUGCAGGAACCGGCAAGACGGAGACCACCAAAGACAUGGGGCGAUGCCUCGGGAAGUAUGUGGUGGUUUUCAAUUGUUCAGACCAGAUGGAUUUCCGAGGACUUGGACGGAUCUUUAAAGGAUUGGCACAGUCUGGAUCCUGGGGUUGUUUUGAUGAAUUUAACCGAAUUGAUCUACCAGUUCUGUCAGUUGCAGCUCAGCAAAUUUCCAUUAUUCUCACAUGUAAAAAGGAGCACAAGAAAUCUUUUAUAUUUACUGACGGAGAUAAUGUGACUAUGAACCCUGAAUUUGGACUUUUUCUAACCAUGAAUCCUGGCUAUGCCGGGCGGCAGGAACUCCCUGAGAACUUGAAGAUUAACUUUCGUUCUGUGGCCAUGAUGGUCCCCGACCGGCAGAUUAUUAUAAGGGUGAAGCUGGCCAGUUGUGGCUUCAUUGACAACGUUGUGCUGGCCAGGAAGUUCUUCACGCUAUACAAGCUGUGUGAGGAGCAGCUUUCCAAGCAGGUCCAUUAUGACUUUGGUCUACGGAACAUUCUCUCAGUUCUGCGGACACUGGGGGCGGCAAAAAGAGCUAACCCCACAGACACUGAACCCACGAUUGUCAUGCGAGUGCUACGAGACAUGAAUCUCUCCAAACUGAUUGAUGAGGAUGAACCUUUAUUUUUGAGUUUGAUUGAAGAUCUCUUCCCAAAUAUUCUUUUGGACAAAGCAGGUUACCCUGAACUGGAAAUGGCAAUUAGCAAACAGGUUGAAGCAGCUGGCUUAGUCAACCACCCUCCUUGGAAGCUGAAGGUCAUCCAGCUGUUUGAGACGCAGAGGGUGAGGCAUGGAAUGAUGGCCCUGGGACCCAGUGGAGCGGGGAAGACCACCUGCAUCCACACCUUGAUGAAGGCCAUGUCAGACUGUGGGAAACCACACCAGGAAAUGAGGAUGAAUCCCAAAGCAAUCACAGCCCCACAGAUGUUUGGGCGGCUUGAUGUGGCCACAAAUGACUGGACUGAUGGGAUAUUUUCUACCCUUUGGAGGAAAACUCUGAGAGCUAAGAAAGGGGAACACAUCUGGAUAGUACUUGAUGGUCCAGUUGAUGCCAUCUGGAUUGAAAAUCUGAAUUCUGUUUUGGAUGAUAAUAAAACUCUAACUCUUGCCAAUGGCGACCGGAUUCCUAUGGCUCCAAACUGCAAGAUCAUUUUUGAACCUCAUAACAUUGACAAUGCUUCUCCUGCUACCGUCUCAAGAAAUGGAAUGGUUUUCAUGAGUUCUUCUAUCCUUGAUUGGAGUCCUAUUCUUGAGGGUUUUCUUAAGAAACGCUCAUCUCAAGAAGCCGAAAUUCUGCGCCAGCUGUACACUGAGUAUUUCCCAGACCUAUAUCGCUUCAGCAUUCAGAACCUAGAGUACAAGAUGGAGGUGUUGGAGGCCUUUGUAAUCACGCAGAGUAUCAACAUGCUGCAAGGCCUGAUCCCUCCGAAGGAGCAGGGUGGGGAGGUCGGGCCCGAGCACCUGGGGAAGCUGCUGGUCUUCGCCCUGAUGUGGAGCGUGGGCGCCGCGCUGGAGGUGGACGGGCGCCGCCGGCUGGAGCUGUGGCUGCGCUCGCGGGCCCCGCAGUCAGUGCCCCUGCCGCCGCAGGCGGACCCGGGGGACAGCAUGUUCGACUACUUCGUGGGGCCCGACGGCACCUGGAUGCACUGGAGCACAUGCAUCCAGGAUUACGUGUAUCCAUCCAAUACCACCCCAGAGUAUGGCUCCAUUCUGGUGCCAAAUGUUGACAAUGUGAGGACCGACUUUCUAAUUAAAACCAUUGCUAAACAGGGCAAGGCUGUGCUCUUAAUAGGUGAACAAGGAACAGCCAAAACGGUCAUAAUCAAAGGAUUCAUGUCAAAGUAUGACCCUGAAAGUCACAUGAUCAAAAGCCUGAACUUUUCUUCAGCAACCACCCCGCUGAUGUUUCAGAGGACAAUAGAGAGUUAUGUGGAUAAACGCAUGGGUACAACAUACGGCCCUCCUGCAGGAAAGAAGAUGACUGUUUUUAUUGAUGAUGUGAAUAUGCCAAUAAUCAAUGAGUGGGGAGAUCAGGUUACUAAUGAGAUCGUCCGGCAGCUGAUGGAACAGAAUGGAUUCUACAACCUAGAGAAGCCUGGGGAAUUUACUAGUGUGGUGGACAUCCAGUUCCUGGCAGCCAUGAUCCAUCCUGGGGGUGGACGCAAUGACAUCCCGCAGCGACUGAAGAGACAGUUCUCCAUAUUUAACUGCACGUUGCCCUCCGAGGCGUCCAUGGACAAGAUCUUUGGUGUGAUUGGAGUAGGCUACUACUGUCCUCAGAGGGGUUUCUCAGAGGAAGUGAGAGAUGCGGUGAUGAAACUAGUGCCUCUGACACGCCGACUAUGGCAGAUGACCAAGAUUAAAAUGCUUCCUACGCCUGCAAAAUUCCAUUAUGUAUUUAACCUUCGAGAUCUUUCUAGGAUCUGGCAGGGGAUGCUGAACGCCACUUCAGAGGUCAUCAAAGAACCAGAGGUGCUGCUCAAGCUGUGGAAGCACGAAUGCAAACGUGUGAUAGCCGAUCGUUUCACUGGGUCUGAUGAUGUGACCUGGUUUGAUAAGACCUUAGCAAGUCUGGUAGAGGAAGAGUUUGGCGAAGAGAAAAAACUCUUGGUGGACUGUGGAAUUGAUGCUUUCUUUGUGGAUUUCUUGCGGGAUGCACCUGAAGCUACAGGUGAAACUUCUGAGGAGGCUGAUGCCGAAAUGCCCAAAAUUUAUGAGCCAGUUGACUCUUUCAAUCAACUGAAAGAGCGUUUGAACAUGUUCCUGCAGCUGUAUAAUGAGAGUGUCCGAGGCGCUGGCAUGGACAUGGUGUUCUUUGAAGAAGCGAUGGUUCACUUAGUCAAGAUCUCUCGAGUCAUUCGUACUCCUCAGGGAAAUGCCCUCCUGGUCGGAGUGGGUGGAUCAGGAAAGCAGAGCCUGACAAGGUUGGCUUCAUUCAUUGCUGGCUACGUUUCCUUCCAGAUCACACUAACGAGAUCCUACAACACAUCAAAUCUGAUGGAUGACCUGAAAAUUUUGUAUAGAACAGCUGGGCAGCAGGGCAAAGGAAUCACUUUUAUUUUCACCGACAAUGAGAUUAAAGAUGAGUCAUUUUUGGAAUAUAUGAACAACGUUUUGUCAUCGGGUGAGGUCUCCAACCUAUUUGCUCGGGAUGAAAUUGAUGAAAUUAAUAGCGAUUUGACAUCAGUGAUGAAGAAAGAACACCCCAGGCACCCUCCUACUAAUGAGAACUUGUAUGACUACUUCAUGAGCCGGGUCCGAAGAAACCUCCACAUUGUGCUCUGCUUUUCGCCUGUGGGGGAGAAAUUUCGAACUCGAGCCUUGAAGUUCCCUGCGCUCAUUUCAGGAUGCACGAUAGACUGGUUCAGCCGAUGGCCUAAGGAUGCCUUAGUUGCUGUGUCUGAACACUUCCUCUCUUCCUAUGAUAUUGACUGUAGUUUGGAAACCAAGAAGGAGGUGGUGUGCUGCAUGGGUUCUUUCCAGGAUGGGGUGGCUGAGAAGUGUGUGGAUUAUUUCCAGAGAUUCAGACGUUCUACCCAUGUGACGCCCAAAUCAUACCUUUCCUUCAUUCAGAGCUAUAAAUUUAUUUAUGGAGAGAAGCAUGUAGAAGUGCAGACCUUGGCCAACAGAAUGAAUACAGGAUUGGAAAAACUAAAAGAAGCUUCAGAGUCUGUGGCAGCCUUGAGCAAAGAACUGGAAAUAAAGGAAAAGGAGUUGCACGUGGCCAAUGAUAAAGCUGACACGGUCUUAAAAGCAGUGACAAUGAAAGCACAAGCUGCUGAAAAAGUCAAGGCUGAGGUACAGAAGGUGAAGGACAAAGCCCAGGUCAUUGUAGACAGCAUCUCAAAAGACAAAGUGAUUGCUGAAGAGAAACUAAAAGCAGCAAAGCCAGCUUUAGAAGAAGCAGAAGCAGCAUUGCAGACCAUCAAGCCUGCUGACAUUGCCACCGUCCGCACGUUGGGGAGACCCCCUCACCUCAUCAUGCGGAUCAUGGACUGUGUGCUGCUGCUGUUUCAAAGAAAGGUCAACGUGGUGAAAAUUGACCUGGAAAAAAGCUGCACCAUUCCUUCCUGGCAGGAAUCUUUAAAACUGAUGACUGCAGGGAACUUUUUACAGAACUUACAGCAAUUCCCAAAAGACAUGAUCAAUGAAGAAGUGAUAGAACUUUUGAGUCCUUACUUUGAAAUGCCAGACUACAACAUCGAAACUGCUAAACGUGUGUGUGGGAAUGUAGCAGGUCUUUGUUCCUGGACCAAAGCCAUGGCUUCCUUCUUUUCUAUAAACAAAGAGGUGCUGCCUCUGAAGGCCAACUUGGUGGUACAGGAGAAUCGUCAUGUCCUGGCCAUGCAGGAUCUGCAGAAAGCCCAGGCUGAGCUGGAUGAAAAGCAGGCGGAGCUUGAUGUGGUACAGGCUGAGUAUGAACAGGCCAUGACUGAGAAGCAGGCCUUGCUUGAAGAUGCAGAGCGGUGCAGACAUAAGAUGCAGACAGCCUCGACUCUCAUCAGCGGCUUGGCGGGCGAAAAAGAAAGAUGGACUGAACAAAGCAAAGAGUUUGCUGCACAAACUAAAAGACUUGUGGGGGAUGUAUUGCUGGCUACAGCUUUUCUGUCUUAUUCUGGACCAUUUAACCAAGAGUUUCGAGAUCUGUUGUUGAAUGAUUGGAAGAAGGAAAUGAAAGCUCGGCAAAUUCCAUUUGGAAACAAUUUAAAUCUCAGUGAGAUGUUGAUCGAUGCUCCUACUAUUAGUGAGUGGAACCUGCAAGGUCUGCCAAAUGAUGACCUGUCCAUUCAGAAUGGAAUUAUUGUCACAAAGGCAUCUCGCUACCCUUUGCUAAUUGAUCCACAGACUCAAGGCAAGACCUGGAUUAAAAAUAAAGAAAGUCAGAAUGAACUCCAGAUCACAUCUCUAAAUCACAAGUACUUCAGAAACCACCUGGAGGACAGCCUUUCUCUUGGAAGACCCUUACUUAUUGAAGACAUUGGGGAAGAACUAGAUCCAGCUUUAGAUAAUGUUUUGGAAAGAAACUUCAUUAAAACUGGAUCUACCUUUAAGGUGAAAGUUGGUGACAAGGAAGUGGAUGUUCUGGAUGGCUUCAGACUCUACAUUACUACCAAACUGCCCAAUCCAGCUUAUACUCCCGAAAUCAGUGCUCGGACCUCCAUCAUUGACUUCACUGUCACCAUGAAAGGUCUGGAAGAUCAGCUACUGGGGAGAGUCAUUCUCACGGAGAAGCAGGAAUUGGAGAAAGAAAGGACUCAUCUGAUGGAAGAUGUAACUGCGAACAAAAGGAGGAUGAAGGAACUAGAAGAUAAUUUGCUUUACCGCCUGACGAGCACUCAGGGGUCCCUGGUGGAAGAUGAGAGUCUAAUUGUUGUACUGAGCAACACCAAAAAGACAGCGGAAGAGGUGACACAGAAGCUGGAAAUUUCUGCGGAGACAGAAAUUCAAAUUAACUCAGCCCGGGAGGAAUACAGACCUGUUGCUACUCGGGGCAGCAUCCUCUACUUCCUCAUCACUGAGAUGCGCUUGGUUAAUGAGAUGUAUCAGACUUCGCUUCGCCAGUUUCUAGGCUUGUUUGACCUUUCCUUAGCCAGAUCUGCCAAGAGUCCAAUUACAAGCAAGAGGACUGCUAAUAUCAUUGAGCACAUGACUUACGAGAUUUACAAGUAUGCUGCCCGUGGGCUGUAUGAGGAGCACAAAUUCCUCUUCACCUUGUUGCUAACCCUAAAGAUUGACAUCCAGAGGAACCGAGUCAAGCAUGAAGAGUUUCUCACUUUUAUUAAAGGUGGUGCUUCAUUGGAUCUUAAAGCCUGUCCUCCUAAACCAGCAAAAUGGAUCCUGGAUAUGACUUGGCUGAAUUUGGUAGAACUUAAUAAACUCAGGCAGUUUUCAGAUGUCCUUGAUCAGAUAUCAAGAAAUGAGAAAAUGUGGAAAAUUUGGUUUGAUAAAGAGAACCCCGAGGAGGAACCUCUUCCAAAUGCUUAUGAUAAAUCUCUUGACUGCUUCCGACGUCUUCUUCUUAUUAGAUCCUGGUGUCCUGACAGAACCAUUGUGCAGGCCCGCAAGUACAUCAUGGACUCUAUGGGAGAAAAAUAUGCAGAAGGAGUUGUUCUGGACUUGGAAAAGACAUGGGAGGAAUCUGACCCACGGACACCACUCAUCUGUCUCCUGUCUAUGGGCUCAGACCCCACGGACUCCAUCAUUGCCUUGGGGAAGAGAUUAAAAAUAGAAACCGGUUAUGUGUCCAUGGGGCAGGGCCAGGAUGUCCAUGCUCGAAAGCUCUUGCAGCAGAGCAUGGCAAAUGGAGGAUGGGCACUUUUACAGAACUGCCACCUAGGACUUGACUUCCUGGAUGAAUUAAUGGACACAGUUACAGAAGCUGAGACUGUGCAUGAUGCCUUCCGCCUGUGGAUGACCACCGAGGUCCAUAAGCAGUUCCCCAUCACACUCCUUCAGAUGUCCAUAAAAUUUGCCAACGAGCCUCCUCAGGGCCUCCGCGCAGGACUGAAAAGGACGUAUGGCGGCGUGAGCCAGGACCUGCUGGAGGUGAGCGGUGGGGUGCAGUGGAAGCCCAUGCUGUACGCCGUGGCUUUCCUUCACUCUGUGGUCCAGGAGCGGCGCAAGUUUGGUCCCCUGGGGUGGAAUAUUCCCUAUGAAUUUAAUCAGGCGGACUUCAACGCCACCGUGCAGUUCAUCCAAAACCACUUAGAUGACAUGGAUAUCAAAAAGGGCAUCUCCUGGACCACUGUCCGCUACAUGAUUGGCGAGAUUCAGUAUGGAGGUAGAGUUACUGAUGACUAUGACAAGAGGUUGUUGAACACAUUUGCCAAGGUUUGGUUUGGUGAGAACAUGUUUGGACCUGAUUUCAGCUUUUACCAUGGAUACCACAUUCCAAAAUGCACCACGGUGGAUAGCUAUCUUCAAUAUAUCCAGAGCUUGCCCACCUAUGACAGCCCCGAGGUGUUCGGGCUGCACCCCAAUGCCGACAUCACCUACCAAAGCAAGCUGGCCAAGGACGUGCUGGACACCAUCCUGGGUAUCCAGCCUAAGGACAGCUCUGGAGGAGGAGAGGAGACCCGCGAGGCUGUGGUGGCCCGGCUGGCUGACGAUAUGCUGGAGAAGCUGCCCCCAGACUACAGCCCAUUUGAUGUGAAAGAGAGGCUGCAGAAGAUGGGGCCAUUCCAGCCGAUGAACAUCUUCCUCAGGCAGGAGAUAGACAGAAUGCAGAGUGUGCUGAGCCUUGUCCGCAGCACACUGACUGAGCUGAAACUUGCGAUCGAUGGCACCAUCAUCAUGAGCGAAAAUCUGCGAGAUGCACUGGAUUGCAUGUUUGAUGCCAGAAUCCCUGCUCGUUGGAGAAAAGCAUCGUGGGUUUCAAGCACACUGGGGUUCUGGUUUACUGAACUUCUAGAAAGAAACUGCCAAUUUACCUCCUGGGUUUUCAAUGGCCGACCCCACUGCUUUUGGAUGACAGGCUUUUUUAACUCUCAAGGAUUUUUAACUGCAAUGCGACAGGAAAUAACUCGGGCCAACAAAGGCUGGGCUCUGGACAAUACGGUACUUUUCAACGAAGUCACCAAGUGGAUGAAGGAUGAUAUCUCCGCCCCUCCCUCGGAGGGUGUCUAUGUGUAUGGCUUGUAUCUGGAAGGCGCCGGCUGGGACAAGAGGAACAUGAGGCUCACUGAAUCGAAACCCAAAGUGCUCUUUGAGUUGAUGCCUGUCAUAAGGAUUUAUGCAGAAAACAGCACCCUAAAAGAUCCUCGGUUUUACUCGUGCCCCAUUUACAAGAAGCCAGUUCGCACAAACUUGAACUACAUCGCUGCUGUCGACCUCAGGACGGCCCAGGCCCCGGAACACUGGGUGCUCCGUGGGGUGGCCCUUCUCUGUGAUGUCAAGUAACAGCGCACCCCACCCAGUACUUUGGAAAAUGUGAGAUCUGAGUUACUACUGUCUUUAUUUCUCUAUGCAUGCUAAACAGUGUGUAAGCCAGGUUGCUUGUGCAGUUAAUGAGUAGUGUAGUUUUCCUCUAGUAUUUAGUUGGGUGUUUGAUCACAUUUUACCUGUUUCAUCAUUAGUGAGCAACAACUGGGUUUGUUGAGAAGAUAUUUAGUGACUUAAAAGUAAAAUUUACAACUUCCUAAUGAAGCACAGCCUUCAAAUCUGCAAUAAUUCAUUUUCUUCUUCACUUUGAAGGUCAAUUAAGUUAAGCAGAUGUGUCCUUCCCUUGAAGGGGUUAUUCUGUGAAUGUGCUUAUGGUGAUAGCUACAUUCGCCAGGGUAACACGAUGUUAAUGCAAGGUAAAGGCAAGUUUGUGCUGAUUUUGCUUUUGUUGUCUUUUGGAUUAAAUCAGGUUGAGAUUUAUUUUCAAGGCUUCAAGAAACCUGUAAAGAAGAUCUUUUGAAAACUGGAAGGAAAUAGAAAAAGGGGUUAAGAAUAUAAGUAGAUCAUUCAUAUAAACCUAUAGAGUGAACAUAUAGAAUAGUGAGAAAUCCCAUUUAUGAUUAGUAGUGAGAUAUGAAGUGAUACAGUAAAAGUAACUGAGAGAGAAUUAUAGUGCAGUAUCUAUAAAAAUGAUAGUUGAUUUGUGAGAAUUGUGAUAAACCAAUUAUAUUAUUUUGAAAACCAAAUAAUGAAAAUGUGGAUUUAAUACAAUAAAAGAUUAUUUGUCAAUGCCUGAA